CUCCGUCUCCUCCCUCCAACGAAGUUUAGAUGCUUCACCCCUAGAAGAAGCUUUGAGCUGAUCUUCUGCUAGCACUUAACAAGGCACUUUUAUGGAUGACACUGUAAUAAAUCGAGUACUAGAGGCUUUGGAUGUCGUCCAUUCCUCAACGACUGCACCUGAUGUGCGUGUUUCUGCUCAGCAAUUCUUAGAUGAGUUGAAGGCGUCUAAAACAAGUCCAGCUGUAGGAAGUGCCUUAUUAAAUACGGUUCAAGAACAACUGGCCUCCAAUGGGCUCCAUGUGGAUGUGAAUUCGGUUCGUCAUUUUGCUCUCAGUUUGUUUGAGGCUUCCAUUUGUCAGUAUUGGCCCCAAUUCUCUGAACAAGAAAAAAAAUUCAUUCAAGUUUGCAUAUGUGAUGUAGCCCUUCGGAAUACAGACUUUUUGACUGCUUAUUAUGUCCGUACAAAAAUUAGCACGGUUCUUAUCGAAUUGGCUAAGAGAGAAUGGUUCCAAUCGUGGAAGGAGGAUUUUAACGAGUUCUUACUAAGUCUCUGGACACUAGGUGAUGCACCUCGACAAUUGGCUUGUUUGGUACUUAGGGGGAUAAUGGAAGAUAUGUACCAGUUUGAGGAUCCAAUUGCAGCUCUGCGUCUUCCCAUUCUUCACAAUGCUCUUCUGAGCGUUCUGUGUUCCACAAAGGUGCUGAAAGAGGUGUAUCCCUCAGGUCUUCCUUACUCCAUAUCUAUUCCUGCAAAUAGCGAAGGUUGGCUUUCCUUAUGGUCUAAGGCAAUGGAUCGUGAAUCCGACAUUCUAGAGGUACUCCAAUGUUUUAAAAGCUGUUUGUCUUGGGUUCUUACUCGUUCUAUUUGCGAGUGCAACGUUGUUCCCCGCAUCUAUAACUGUCUUCUUAACUCGUCGCUUGAGUUGAAAAAGCAAGCUGUGGAUUGCUUGUAUGUUUGUGUCACUCGUACCCUUGACCUUGAUGAUCCUAUGUGGCCUUUUGUAGAUGAGAUGCUUUCAACGACUUCUCUGAUCACUCUCCAUCGACUGUUCACGCAGGCCAGCGAGUCUAUUACCAUGAAUUCGCUAUCUUCUACAAGUUCAGAGUACACUUUCUUGAAAAAGCUGACGGAAACCAUUGUUGCUUUGGGACAGUAUAACUAUAUGGAUGUCCACCGACGGGCUUGUAUUAAUUCAGAUGCCCUGGAUACAUAUGUCAAUCUCGUAAUUGAAAUUAUGAGACAUCCAAGUAUGCUCAUUAGCGCCAUAUCACAGCACUUUUGGGUGCUCGCACUGCGUGAUCCUAUAAUUUCAAAAAACGAAAAGUUUAAUUUUGUCUUAAAUGAUUUACUGCAGCUCGCCUCUGAGCGUGUCCUUCGGUUUGAGGAUGCGCUUGUUGAAUAUAUCGCCGGUUCUAAAACGGCACAGUUUUUGGAAUACGAUGUUGAAGGAACUGCUGCGGUCCAUGCUUUUUGCGGAAAUUAUCGACGCUUCAUGUUCGACAUAAUCCGUCUCUCCGUAUCACUAAAGCCCAUGGAGUCAUUGGGAUGGAUUUAUGGAAAGUUUGAAUCUGUGGUGACGGCAGAGAUGCAACAAGCUCAAAACAGGAAUGCCUAUUUGGAACGGACAUCUCCUGCGUAUCUUAUUAUUGAUUCAGUUUUCACCACUAUUGAAGCAGCCAUUCACGGCGUUACGCGCUGGCAUGACAUGAAUGAGAACGAAAAUGAACUGUACGAGAUCCUAAUGCAAAAACUCAACGGAUGGUGUGAAAUUUUGGUGAAAAUCAACUUUGAAGACCCGUUACUUAUCAGCCGCUUAAUUACUGUUCUUGUUCUUUGCAUUUCUAUGAUAGCGAAAAACAACACGAAUUUGCUUGGUUUGGUUUUGGAGAAAGUUAUCUCAUCAGUAACCUCUUCAAACUCAUUUGCAAUUCGUCUUCCAAAGGACUCUCAAAAAAUCCAGGAGAUGAGAAAUAAGUGCUGUUAUGAGCUGUUGCGUCUUGGCGAAUUAAUGCCAAAUCCGUUGAUGAGUAUCUAUGAUCAAUUGGAGUCUAUUAUUGGGCAAAUGGGCGAUUCCUCCAAUUUGAGCGGAUCGGAAAUAAUCAUUUUAAAGACGUUUCUAUUUGUUAUUUCCCAAUCCUCUGACACUGAUUGGAGUGUAAAGCAACGUUAUUUCGAGAAACUAGUAAAUCCAGUUGUUACAACUUGGUUGGAUGUACACCCACCAGUGUCAACAUUUGGUGAAUUCAUUAACCAUGUUUCCCUUCCACAAAUUUCUGAUUAUCUGGCUGCAAAGUUCCCAUUCAAAAGCGACCUCACAAAAUACGAACUGGAUUCUGAUGCAGCGAGUUUCCAGUCCGACCUUGAGAAUGGCAGGAAAUGGCUGUGGCCCAUAAAGUGUCUUGGACGUUUCUGUGAGGCCACCGUUGCAAAUAAGCAUUUGCACCCUGAAGAGUUUCCCAAACAUAUCCAAUUGUGGAGCACAAUCAUUCCUAGUAUUUUACCCGGUAUCUUGUUAUUAGUCGAACAAAUGCAUGGAUGCUAUGAUCCUAGCGUGGUAGCAACUUUGAAUGAGCAUACGCGCUACUUUCUUCAAAAGAGCACGACCGAGCGCUUUUGGCUUCAUGGUGUGAGCCAAGUAUCUAAGUCACAAUUCCUUGAGGAGUCGUACAAAUCAGACACAAGUGCGAAUAAGCUUGUUCACUCAUUUGGCCAUUUUCUGCGGAGGAUGCGUGAGUACUGCUACUUUACUCUGUCCUCUUUCAUGCUCCUUGGCGAGCCUUUCUAUCGCACAACCGACAUGUCCAAGCUUUUUUUGAAGUCUUUCUUCUAUCAUGCCGCCGGUUUCACCUUGCAUCAGUGGACUGCAGUAGUGAACAAUAUCCUUAAACCAUACUGUCUGUAUUGUCCUCCUGACCUUCGUGAUGAUUGUCUCCUUCCGCUACUGCCUCCGCUGCUCUCCCAAUUGGAUAAGACCAUUGUGACCGAAUGGAGAAAGGUUGCUGAGCGCGGCACUGUUUACGAUGAGGACAAUGACGAAGAUGAAGAGAAUCUGUCUGAAGAAAUGAUUGGUGAGUCCUUGCUUCGCUACCUAUCGUUUGCUACUGCACGUUUAAUCUCCGAGGUUUUGCUUCAGAUUUCUCCUAGUCGUUCAUCUUCUCGAAGUGCUUCUGCGUUGACAACUAGUGCAAACAAGUCAGCCGUUCUCAACCGUUUGUCUGAUUAUGUGUUGAAUAGCGUUCUUAUUGCUGAACCCUUGUUGUGCAUAUUGUGUCACAUGCUCGUUAUCCAUGACACCCGUACCGUUUCCCAAGCCAUUUCCGCUUUCCUUGCCAUUGUCCCUUCCCUUGUUUCAGAGCAAGCGCAUGUUGUUGUUCGAGAGUUCGUUUGUCAGCAAGUGUUUCAAACGGUUAUCAUGGCCAUUAACGACCCAUACUUUGAAUCUCUUCAGUCUGAUCUCCUGCGUUUGUCAUGUCUUAUCCUUUCUUUAUCACAAAAUCUUAGUUCAACACCUGCACAAGUGCUUAACAGAAUACCCUCAAUUUCUUCUCAGCCUGAUCUGCUUCCCAAUUUCCUCCAAAAGUUCAAGGAAGCUACUACACUGAAGGUGCAAAAAGCACUUUUAUCUAAGCUGUUGCAUUCAGGAAACGUGUUUCCGCGCAACAAUCGUACAGCCAUCAAUGCUGCCAUCCUGGAUGUCAGUACGAAGGAAGUUCUGAGUCGGUUUGAAAAGAGUGUCACCAUCAAUGAUGACAGUAAGAGUAAUUUACUCUCUCGAGACGAAGACAUCGGAUUGUCUUCGUUGUUUUCUUGAGCAAGAGACGAGCGUUCUAAAAGUUUGCUAUUACUCUGUCUCUACACACAGAGACUGAGUACAAUCCCUGUUUCAUACUAAAAUAUUAAAAACUUAACUAAGGCUCACAUGAAGCGGGAUAUGAUUAUAAAAGAUCACUACAAAAUUAUUUACGAGAAUCACGAGCUAAGAAAGUUUCGUAGAGAUGGUAGAGACGGAAAGGACGGCAGAUAUCGACCGCGAUUGAGGGCCAGCAGUUUCAAUAUUCGCAUAAGCGGGCUGUAUAUGUCUUCUGCACAUUCCAAUCCAACUCUCGUUAUUGCCGAGGGCCGCGCUGCAGGCUCUGCAAAUUACAAUCCUGUUUCUCUUUAAAUUGCCUUUUACGUAAUCCAAUAUCUCUUAUCUAGACUUUAAUUUGCCUAUCUCCUUAUCGGCAAAUUAAAGUGACACGCGAUUAUCAUCGCUUUGUUACUUGUGUUACUUCACAAACCUCUGCCUGUCCGCGGCUCACCGUUGGCCCAUAUUCGAACAAACGACAUUUCCUGGCCGCAGUUUGUCACGUA
Messenger RNA from Schizosaccharomyces japonicus yFS275, 4335 nucleotides. RefSeq names its product karyopherin. The record is from RefSeq and is a predicted model, not a curated record. Bases 92 to 3793 code for a protein of 1233 amino acids. The transcript is spliced from 2 exons. Gene Ontology annotation, molecular function: nuclear export signal receptor activity. Lineage: Eukaryota; Fungi; Ascomycota; Schizosaccharomycetes; Schizosaccharomycetales; Schizosaccharomycetaceae. Gene Ontology annotation, biological process: protein export from nucleus.